Molecule: messenger RNA, 1086 nt
Organism: Kluyveromyces marxianus DMKU3-1042
Lineage: Eukaryota; Fungi; Ascomycota; Saccharomycetes; Saccharomycetales; Saccharomycetaceae
Gene: PSA1
Product: mannose-1-phosphate guanylyltransferase
Exons: 1
Coding region: 1-1086 (361 amino acids)
Biological process (GO): GDP-mannose biosynthetic process; cell wall mannoprotein biosynthetic process
Cellular component (GO): cytoplasm
Molecular function (GO): mannose-1-phosphate guanylyltransferase (GTP) activity; GTP binding
Source: RefSeq, a predicted model, not a curated record
AUGAAAGGUUUAAUUUUGGUUGGUGGUUACGGUACCAGAUUGAGACCUUUGACUUUGACUGUUCCAAAGCCAUUGGUGGAAUUCGGUAACAGACCAAUGAUCUUGCAUCAAAUCGAGGCUUUGGCUGCUGCUGGUGUCACCGAUAUCGUGCUAGCUGUCAACUACAGACCGGAAGUUAUGGUUGAGACUUUGAAGAAGUACGAAGAAGAAUACGGUGUUUCUAUCACCUUCUCUGUCGAAACCGAGCCAUUGGGUACUGCUGGUCCAUUGAAGUUGGCUGAAGACGUCUUGAAGAAGGACAACUCUCCAUUCUUCGUCUUGAACUCUGACGUUAUCUGCGAUUACCCAUUCAAGGAAUUGGCCGACUUCCACAAGGCCCACGGUGGUAAGGGUACCAUCGUCGCUACCAAGGUCGACGAACCAUCCAAAUACGGUGUCAUUGUCCACGACAUUGCUACUCCAAACUUGAUUGACAGAUUUGUCGAAAAGCCUGUUGAAUUUGUCGGUAACAGAAUCAACGCCGGUUUGUACAUUUUGAACCCAGAAGUCAUCGACUUGAUCGAAUUGAAGCCAACCUCCAUCGAAAAGGAAACUUUCCCAAUUCUAGUCGAAGAAAAAUCCCUAUACUCCUUUGACCUAGAAGGCUACUGGAUGGAUGUCGGUCAACCAAAGGACUUCUUGUCCGGUACCGUUCUAUACUUGAACUCCCUCUCAAAGAGAAACCCAGCCAAGUUGGCCAAGGGUGAAAACAUCGUCGGUAACGUCUUGGUCGACCCAUCUGCCAAGAUCUCCUCUACCGCAAAGGUCGGUCCAGACGUUGUUAUCGGUCCAAACGUCGUCAUUGGUGACGGUGUCAGAAUCACAAGAUCCGUUGUCCUAUCUAACUCCAACAUCAAGGACCACGCUUUGGUCAAGUCUACUAUCAUCGGUUGGAACUCUACCGUCGGUAAGUGGGCCCGUUUGGAAGGUGUCACCGUUCUAGGUGACGACGUCGAAGUCAAGGACGAAAUCUACAUCAACGGUGGUAAGGUCUUGCCUCACAAGUCCAUCUCCGCUAACGUUCCAAAGGAAGCCAUUAUUAUGUGA